UCUGAACUUACUGUAGUGGGGGACAAUUAUUUUUUUUACACAGGGCCAGGUUGGUGCGGAUGUGUAAUGUGAAGAAAUGUGUAAGGAGGAAAAUACUUUUUCACAUAACUGUUGAUCAUUACAAAUCACCAAGAUAUAAUCGACUUUUUAAACAAUUAUAUACGACAGUAGUUUGUACUGAAUCUGAAUAAAAAAUGUAACAAAGCUCCAUUUUGAGCUGAGGAGCUAGGCUAGGCUAGGCUAGGCUACAUUAGCUAAUCAAUCAUCUCCAAGGAGACGAGUGUCGGAGUCUGCGCAGUGCGGAGCGGUGGGUGGGGUUACCAGAUCACCAGCAGCGGAGAGCGGCGCUCCACACAGAGCCGUGGAGAGUCUCUAUCGGCGGCCAGAGAAAGUCCGUCCAGGCGCGUCACGCCGGUUCAUUCUCACAUUAUUAACCGAUGGCUGCGGAGGAGAAACGGAAAACGGCGCUUCAGGCUGUACCGGAAAGCGCUCCUGCUCUUCCAGCGCUUAGCAACCAUAACAGCAACAACAACAACAAUAACAACAACAACAAAGACAGUGAGGCGAGCGAAGGGGCGGCAUCCACCGCCACGGCGGCGCCCGUUGAGGCGAGCGGCGCGGAGAACAGCCUUGCGGGCGGCGGCUGCGGCGGCAAGGGGGCUAGCGGGGGGAACGGAAACGGCAAGUGGGUCCGGCUGAACGUGGGCGGCACGGUGUUUCUGACCACACGGCAGACGCUGCUGAAGGAGCAGACCUCGUUUCUGUACCGCCUGUGCCAGCAGCAGGACCUCCAUUCUGACACGGAUGAAACGGGCGCCUACGUGAUCGACAGAGACCCGACGUAUUUCGGUCCUAUACUCAACUACCUUCGGCAUGGGAAGCUAGUGUACAACAAGGAACUGGCUGAAGAAGGUGUCUUGGAAGAGGCGGAAUUCUACAACAUAACUCCAUUAAUAAAAUUAAUUAAAGAGAGGAUCCUAGAACGGGACUGUAAAGCCUCCCAGCAGGUACCGCCGAAGCACGUGUACAGGGUGUUGCAGUGCCAGGAGGAAGAGCUGACCCAGAUGGUGUCCACCAUGUCGGACGGCUGGAAGUUUGAGCAGGUCAGCGUGCGCGCCUGCCGAAAGCCCCGCCCCGGACUGCUCUGGACUAUGGUGAACAUCGGCUCGUCCUACAGCUACGGUACUGAGGACCAGGCUGAAUUUCUCUGUGUUGUGUCCAAAGAGCUGCACACAUCUGGCAGUGGUCUGGGUACUGAGCAGAGCCACAAGACUAAGACAUCAGAGACUCAGGAGGAGGAAGGAGCAAAGGAGGAGCAGGGCGAGCAGCAGGAGGAGGAGAGAGAGAGAAAUGCCAGCCCCAAUGAGUGGAUUAGAGAUUAGGAGGCUUGUGUCACUGUUCCAAUCACAGCGAUGGCUUUUCCAGAUUCAUGGAUCUCGGAUGUAGAGUACAUUUAUUUUGACUUUUGUCAAGUUUUUAGAUCCUGUUUUCUAUCAUAAUUCCUUUAUAGAAUUACAUAAUUGUCCCUCUCAGAAGGCAGUGGGAGAAAAUGAUCCAGCUUACAACCAGCAGCAUAAAGACACAAGAAGAAGUUUGGAACUGUGUAUAAAGGAUGUCUUAACAGGAGAUGUUAAGGUAUUUGGGAGAAAGUAUUACUGCUUAACGAAAGGAAGCAUGUGCAUCUUAGUAACCUGUGACCAAAGAUCAACCUAAUUGUGGAAUACGAUUGGCAAUUAACAAUACAAAGCUGUACAAUUUUUUUGCUGAGUUUUAGUGCUGUAUCAUGUCUGGCAGUAAAAAGGCACCAGUCAUGUACUGUUAGGUCCUGCUAGCAUGUGUGCAUCAGCCUUAGUGGACAUGUCCUUACAGUGUCACCCUGGCAUGAUGCCAGCAUCACUCUGCCCACAGCAGAAUAAAAGCCAAGGGAGUGCUGCAGUGCUAUAAGCUAACACUGGACUACAGGAUGAUAAUGUGAGGUCAGAUUGUUGUAGGUUAAGGUAGUAGACAGAGUUUUCUGUCCUGAAGAAAAAGGUCCUAUUUAUUUAACGCAGAAGGCCUCAAUUAAAGGAGUACUCAUGAAUUUUUCAGCCAAAUCUCUAUCUGGUCCAUCUGUAGUGUAUCUGUGGUCAGUUACUACUGUUAGAACAGAAAACAGAUCUGCCGGCUAUGUGAACAGAUUUUCUUUUUCUUUCUAAAUACAGGAAAACAGCCUGAAAGGUAGGAAGGGUUUAAAUGCAGACUAGAAUUAUGAACUGGAUCCACAUCUAACUAUUUUUUUACAAAUAGUAUAUAGACUGAUUAAAAGGCUCCAAAAUGCUGUGGUGGGUGGGAGGGGUACUUUCUUUAACGUGACUCCAAAUAGAUAAAUACUUUAUUGAUCCCAGAGGGAAAUUCUGGUUGCCUCUGGGGAAAUCCACUCAGCUUUGGGAUCCGAUAUCAGCUAUUUAAAACUACUUUGUUUUUUGCAACUGUACUCUAACAGUGUGCUUUGUGUCCUUUAGGUACCAAUAACUAACUACCUGUUUAGCCCACCGGUUAAAAAAAAAAAGUCUGUAGUCUGCAGUAGGGACACAAUUAUGUUAAUCGUAUUAGAAAACAUUAUGAACUAAGGAUAUCAUCACAUGCUUUCUUUUAUUUAACGUUAGCUAAGACACUUUGUGCUUUUGUUCACUGGCAGUUGGUUCAAUUUGGAUCAAUUACAGUAUGUAAUUUAUGUGAAAAUAGGCAAUGUGUCAUACAAUCUGUAAUGUACAGUUCCAGUUCAUUGUUAACUUAAUAUUGGAAUGCAAAUAGCUACAGACCAUUUGUUUUUGCUAAUGCCCAUAGUAACUGACCGUGUGCUACAGAUUGAGCAGAGAGAUAAGGUUUAAAAUAGAAAUGCUGGAGAGUUUCUGUAAGAUUCAACUUAAACAGCAAGCCUCAGUUCUACACAGAAUAAUGCGAAUGAGAAUAAGCACAUUGUGCUUCCUUCAGGUGAAGGUUAGCUCAGCGUUCCUCUGUGUUUGUGCUGUAAUCAGUCUGAGCUUGUUCAGAACCCAUUAUGUAGUUUUGUUUGUUUUCUUUUUAUGUGAAGACUAAAGCAUGUUAAGGGUCUGUAUUGUAACACUAUGAAAUGUGUGUGCAUUUCCAAUCAUUCUGAAUGUUAAAAUGGUUUACUCUGCGAUACCCAUCCUCAGUGCCCAGCCAAGAGGCAUUUUUUAAUCAUAAUGUUAGAAUAGGCCAGUGCUUUAGUGGGUCAGUCAAUUCCAAUUAGGGGUGUGUGUGUGUGUGUGUGUGUGUGUGUCGACUAAAAAGACAGCAUGUCCUUAGUAGAGCAUAUUGAAGUACUGGAAAGGGAGCAAUCCAAUUUUGUUGUUCAAUUAACACACUUUUUUAGAGUGUAUAUCAAUAACAUGGCUUAGAUGUGAAGCAUUUUUUUUUCUUGAAUCAAUACACUGUGCUCUACUGUGGUCAACAUUAGAAAUAUUUUGAUUUUUUUUUUUUUUUUUUUUUAAGAAGCGCCUCUUAUUUAUGAACACAAAAAGCCAUGACCCUAUACAGUAGAUUUAAUUUAACUUCAAUAGAACAAUUGGUUUGUUUUUUAUUAUUUUAAGCCUUAUGAUGAAUUAUUCUGUUAUGAAAUACUUCUUUGUGUUGAAAUCCGUUGCAUUUGGUUUUGCACAUCGGGUUCCGGGUCAGAGUAAUGGAUUACCGGUAAAUGACCUCAACUGUAUUUUUGUUUUGUUUUUUAAAUGCCUUUUUUGUGGAAAAAAGUUGUGAAUGUGUUUUAUAAGGUCACUGAGUCACUCCUAAACCGUUAAGUUUAUACUAAUGGAUGUUUGGAGAUGAUACUCUGGUAAAGUUUGCCCUCUGUACAGUAACUAAGAUUUCUUUCUGUAUUUUUUUGCCUUAUUUUUGGAUUUAUUUAUUCAUUGUUUGUACAGAACAUACUGUUUACUUGUUUACUUUAAUUUCUUUUUUUGCCUUUUUUUAUUUAUUUUUGUAGUUGAUUUGGUAAAUCUGAACUAGCUGUUCCAUGUGUAUAAAUCAUAGAUUUGCUUAUCAGUUUAACAUUACAAAGAUUUUAUGAAAAACAGAUUAGAAAUUUCCUUGUGUGAUAAACAAUCAAGUUUGUAGUCUUAACAUUUAUUGUUCAUAAAUAUUGUACAUAGACCAAAGAAAUUUGGAUCAGUGCAUUUUCCAAGACUAUUUUGUUAAGCAUACAAAACAAUCACAUUUACACUAGAAAAUCCAUGCAUCGUUGUGUGACUAGCGGAUAAACGCAGCAUUCAAAUAAAUUCUUUUUUCAAAUAAAAGAAAA
Molecule: messenger RNA, 4300 nt
Organism: Astyanax mexicanus (Mexican tetra)
Lineage: Eukaryota; Metazoa; Chordata; Actinopteri; Characiformes; Acestrorhamphidae
Gene: kctd17
Product: potassium channel tetramerization domain containing 17
Exons: 7
Coding region: 438-1382 (314 amino acids)
Biological process (GO): protein homooligomerization; proteasome-mediated ubiquitin-dependent protein catabolic process
Cellular component (GO): Cul3-RING ubiquitin ligase complex; cytoplasm
Molecular function (GO): cullin family protein binding
Source: RefSeq, a predicted model, not a curated record